AUGGAUAUUGUGAUGGAUGAAGACUAUGGCUUUAGUGGAAACUCCAGCCCUGGAAGUGGACCCCUGGGACAGAGCAGACAUGGACUUAACCACAGUGACCCCAUGGACAUGUUUGUUGGCAUGGAGCUUCUUCUGUACUACCGACCCCUGUUCCUCCCUCUUUACUCUCUGCUGGUGGUUGUUGCUGGAGUGGGAAAUUCAUUCUUACUCGCCUGUAUUCUGACUGACAAGAAGCUGCACAAUGCCACUAAUUUCUUCAUCGGUAACUUGGCUGCGGGGGACCUGCUGAUGUGCCUGAGUUGUGUUCCUCUGACUGCGUCAUACGCCUUUGACAGUCGCGGCUGGGCCUUCGGGAGAGCGCUCUGUCACCUGGUGCCUCUGCUGCAGUGUGCCACCGUCUUUGCAUCAGUGCUGUCCUUAACGGCUAUCGCUGUGGAUCGCUAUGUUGUUGUCGCUCACCCUGUGCGUAAGAGGAUCUCUGCUUGCGGCUGUGGUGCAGUGACACUAGGCAUUUGGCUUUUAUCCCUUGUUUUGGCUGCGCCUCCAUCUUUCUACACUCGCUAUCUGGAUUGGAGACCUAAUGGGAUUGAUUUAGUGGUGUGCGAAGAAUUCUGGCCAAAAAGUGGAAGUCUGCGACUCCUCUAUUCUUGCUUCAUCCUCGUGGCCUCUUACAUGAUUCCACUGCUGUCGGUGAGUGUGUCGUACUGUGCCAUCACUCUGAGCCUGAAGCGCUACACAAUGCCUGGGGAGCCGUCCCACAGCCAGAAGAUAUGGUGUCGGAGGAGGAAGAGGACCUUUUCUCUGCUGGUGGCCUCAGUGCUGGCCUUCGCUCUGUGCUGGCUUCCUCUGCAGGUACUGAACCUAUUGCUGGAUCUUGACCCAGACUUUCAGAUCAUAGGGAAGCGCUACAUAAACAUCCUCCAGGUGUGCUGCCACCUAGUGGCCAUGAGCUCUGCGUGCUACAACCCCUUCAUCUACGCCUCUCUGCACAGCAAGGUGCGCUCACACCUGAGGGGAUACCUGUGCCCAUGUGACCACAGGCACGCCCACACCACAGAGACCGGCUCCACACGGGACUGA
Molecule: messenger RNA, 1080 nt
Organism: Knipowitschia caucasica
Lineage: Eukaryota; Metazoa; Chordata; Actinopteri; Gobiiformes; Gobiidae
Source: the annotation of a GenBank genome assembly